GCACUGCAGUGUCUGCUGUGAGUGGGAGGCAGAGCGAACACCCAGCCAGGACCGAGAGAGCUUCCCCACAACAGCUUUCAGGACUCAGUUGGGAUGACCAUCCAAAAGCUCUACAUAGCCCUGGAGAUUUUGGUGGGGCUGGCCUGUUGCCUGGGCAACCUGCUGGUGGUCUGGGCGGUGUGUGUCAACCGUUCGCUGCGGCAGCCCACGUUCUGCUUCGUGGUCUCGCUGGCGGGGGCCGACUUCCUGGUGGGAGCGGUGGCCAUCCCGCUGGCCCUCCUGGUGGACGGGAAGGUGAGCUCCUUCUACGGCUGCCUCUUCUCCUGCUGCGUCCUGCUGGUUCUGACCCAGAGCUCCGUGCUGUCACUGCUGGCCAUCGCCGUGGACCGAUACCUGCGCGUCCGCACCCCUCUCAGAUACAGAAGGAUGGCGACCCAGCGCCGGGCCUGGGUUGCCGUGGCGCUGUGCUGGUUGCUGUCGUGCGUCCUGGGGUUCGUCCCGCUCCUCGGCUGGCACAAGCCCUGGCUGGAGAGUCCCGGCGGCUAUGGGUUCACGGACGUGAUGGACAUGUCCUACAUGAUCUACUUCAACUUCUUCGGCUGCAUCCUGGCCCCGCUGGCGGCCAUGGUCCUCAUCUACGCCUGGGUCUUCCGGAACAUCCGGAAACACCUGCGGGAGAACGCGGCCGGCGGUUCGGAAUGCCGCGUGUAUUACCUGAAGGAGCGGAGCCUGGCUCAGUCCCUGGCUCUGGUCCUCACGCUCUUCACCGUCUGCUGGCUGCCCCUGCACAUCAUGAACUGCGUCUCCUACUUUCGCAGCGUCCAACUGCAGUUCUACGCGGGCAUCCUCCUCUCGCACGCCAACUCGGCCCUCAACCCCGUCGUCUACGCCUUCAAGAUCCGCAAGUUCCAGAAAGCCUACCGAGACAUCUGGAGCCGGUACUUCCUGUGCCGGGGCCAGGACGGGCCCUUGGGCGAGCAGUCGGCCGAUAACCUAGGCAGCACCAGCCAGAGCGACAGGGUGGCGAGGGCCGGCAGGUGAGCGGUCAGAGUCCUCGACCGCGAGCUGGGAUUUCGAACACUGAACGUCGUACGAGCGAGCUCUGUGUGUUCUAAUGGCCUUGGUAUGCACUUCUUUGUACGUCGCUUUGGAUAAAAGUGUCUGCUAAAUAAAAUAUCAGGUCAUGUAAUGUAAAGUUCAGUGGUUGGUGAUUGGUGGUAGGGAUGUUGAAUUCAUCUUCUUCUGAGACCUUUUUAGAUAGAUGAGUGCAUGACUCAAUAACAGUUCAAAAUGACAAGGACUGUCUAUGUCAAAAAUAGUCAACAAUAUGAGAAAGAAAAAUGGCUGCAGUUGUGUCAAAACUUUGUUAAGCAGAAACUUUUUAUUCACCAAUACACCCUAUCAAUACUAUAAAAGCAUCAUUGUGAGUGAUCAGCAUACACUCUCAUCGUACGGUGACAAUCAUUCAAACAGAAUAACCAUGUAUCUCUGUGUUUGUUAUCAGUGUGAUUGUUUGUCUUUGGGGUUUCAGUUUGUCUUCAGCUUAAUUUCAAAACGACAAAAUCUGUCUGAGUUCUUGUUCUGUGCUGUAUGUUAAGAAAUAAAAAAUAGAAGAAGAAA
This is a messenger RNA of Conger conger (European conger), 1620 nucleotides long. Its product is annotated as adenosine receptor A1-like. Gene Ontology annotation, molecular function: G protein-coupled adenosine receptor activity. Gene Ontology annotation, biological process: G protein-coupled adenosine receptor signaling pathway. Lineage: Eukaryota; Metazoa; Chordata; Actinopteri; Anguilliformes; Congridae. Gene Ontology annotation, cellular component: synapse; dendrite; membrane. Bases 94 to 1041 code for a protein of 315 amino acids. The transcript is spliced from 2 exons. The record is from RefSeq and is a predicted model, not a curated record.